GCCCGAGUCGAGAGGGGAGCUCCGCGUUAACCUCGAAGCGCCGAGGCUUCAGACAGCCGGCGCUUUCAGGGGACGCAAACAGCCGCGAGCCAGAGCCGUAACCUGGUCUCCCGUUAGCAGGUCCCUGGAUGCCCCGCGGCGCCCCGUCCUCGGCCGUGCAGUGCUUCCCAAUGGCCGGAAGUUGACCCCGCCCACCAGGAUGACGCUGCGCGAGCGGCUGAGAGAGAAGAUCUCGGCGGCGUUCUACAGCCACGGGCUGCUGUGCGCCUCCUACCCAGUGCCCAUCAUCCUCUUCACCUCCGCCAGCAUCCUCGCCUGCUGCUAUCCGUUAUUGAGGCUUCCCCUUCCCGGGACGGGUCCCGUGGAGUUCACCACAGGGGUGCGAGACUACAGCGUCCCUUCCCAUGAGCCUCAGGGAGACCUCGGAGAACGACCCGACUGGUACCGGGGUCCUCCGGUCGCCUACAUCCAGCAGGUGUUGGUGAAGGCGGCGGUGUCUCCGUGGGACAGCAGCCUGGUGCCGGUGGACGUGUUUCGGUCGCCGCUGGGCCGAGCCUUCAGCCUGCUGGAGGAGAUACGCAACCACGUCCACUCUGACGGCUCCGGCGUUCGCAGCCUGGAGACGCUGUGUCUCCAGGUGACGGACCUGUUCCCGGGGUUACGGCGGAUGCAGUCGGUGCUGCCCGAGCACGGCUGCCUGCUCGUGUCGCCCGGCAACUACUGGCAGAACCAGCGGGAGCUGUUCGACUUGGACCCCGACCUCCUCAAGACCAUCCAGAAGCACGAGCCGAAGGGCCUGCACACCUCGGCCACGCUGCGAGACCUGCUGUUCGGCGUCCCUGGGAAGUACACCGGGGUCAGCCACUACAACAGGAAGCGGGUGGUGACGUACACCAUCACCGUGGUGCUGUCCAGCUACGAUGCGAGGUUCCUGGGCAGCCUGCGGGGCCGUCUGAAGCAGCUCCACCCGUCGGCCAACUGCAGCCUGAGAGACGACCACAUGGUCCACGUCCACUUCAAAGAGGAGAUCGGCAUUGCCGAGCUCAUCCCCGUCACCACCUACAUCAUCCUGUUCGCCUACAUCUACUUCUCCACACGUAAGAUCGACAUGGUGAAGUCUAAGUGGGGUCUGGCUCUGGCCGCCGUGGUCACGGUGCUCAGCUCCCUGCUCAUGUCCGUGGGCCUCUGCACGCUGUUCGGCCUCACGCCCACGCUCAACGGAGGGGAGAUUUUUCCCUACCUGGUGGUGGUGAUCGGCCUGGAAAACGUCUUGGUCCUCACCAAGUCCGUGGUGUCCACCCCUGUCGACCUCGAGGUCAAACUCCGCAUCGCUCAGGGUCUAAGUAAUGAGAGCUGGUCUAUCAUGAAGAACAUGGCCACUGAACUGUGCAUCAUCCUCAUUGGAUAUUUCACUCUGGUGCCGGCUAUCCAGGAGUUCUGUCUGUUUGCGGUGGUUGGGCUGGUGUCUGACUUCUUCCUGCAGAUGUUCUUCUUCACCACGGUGCUAUCUAUAGACAUCCGACGCAUGGAGCUGGCGGAUUUGAACCGCCGGCUGCCGGCCGAAGCGGGUCUGCCGCCACCCAAGCCGGGUCCGCUGCGUAUACGAGAGGUCCCCCCUCCGCCGCGGCCCUCCCCCCACACGAUCACCCUGCAGACCCCGUCCUUCAGGAACCUCCGGCUCCCCAAGAGGCUGCGCGUGGUGUACUUCCUGGCCCGCACGCGCCUGGCUCAGCGCAUCAUCAUGGUCGGCACGGUGAUCUGGAUCGGCAUCCUCGUCUACACCGACCCGGCCGGGAUACGCACCUACCUGGCCGCGCAGGUGUCCGAGCAAAGCCCCCUGGGAGAUCCCGGAGGAGGCGGCCUGGCCCCUCACCUCGGGGUGGCGCCCGUCUUCCGCGGAGGCGAUCCCACCAGCGCCCUCGGCAUCCGCCCGCCGCCGGAUCCCACCCCCUUACCCGAGAACCAGUCACAGGGCCACCACGGCGCCGCCCAGGCGGGGCCCCUCCCCCAGGUCCCGCCCCCCGCCGUGCCCCAGAUCACCUGGGGGCCGGAGGACGAGGAGGGCUGGAGGAGGCUGUCCUUCAGGCACUGGCCGUCGCUCUUCAGCUACUACAACAUCACUUUAGCCAAGAGGUACAUCAGCAUCCUGCCCGUCAUCCCCGUCACGGUACACCUGAGUCCUCAAGAGGCCGUCGAGACGCGGCACCCUCAGGACACGAGGCACCCCCCUCCAUCCAUUCCCAAAGUGUCUGCAGAUCUACAGACGGACCUCACACUGUACAAGGUGGCAGCUCUGGGCCUGGCGGCCGGCGUCCUCCUGGUCCUGCUGCUCUUCUGUCUCUACCGGGUCCUCUGCCCGCGCAACUACGGCCAGAACGGCGUGGUGCACGGGCGCCGGCGCCGAGGGGACCUGCCCUGCGACGACUACGGCUACUCGCCGCCCGUCAGCGAGAUCUCGCCGCUGCUGCUGAGGGGCCACAGCAUGGACAUCGAGUGCCUGGCCAGUGACGGGAUGCUGCUGGCCAGCUGCUGCCUGGCCGGACAGAUUCGGGUCUGGGACACUCAGACCGGCGACUGUUUGACCGUCAUCCCGAACGACGGGCUCCGACGGAGCGGCAGCAGCAGCGGCUGCUGCGAGCAGCGCGACGGCUGGGACGGCGGCUACGGGGCGGCGGAGUCGGGGCUCCUCGGCCCCGAGACGCUCGGCCCCGCCUGCGCCGGCCUACCGGAGGAAGAGGAGGAGGAGGAGGAGGAGGAGGGAGGGGGCUACCCGCUGAGGCGCCGCGCCGUGCCCUCGUGGCCGACUCUGUUCAACGACCAGCCCGACCUCACCCCGCUCAUCGACACCAACUUCGCCUCGCAGCCGCCCUCGCACCUCUGCACGCCGCCCCUGCACGGCUUUGACUUCGGGGGUCUGGUGGAGCGCGCCUACAUGGAGCACGAGCCCCCCUCGCCGGCCACCUACCCCUCUCCCUCCUCCUCCUCGCCGCCGCCCUCGGGGGCUCGGCUCCACAGCCGGCCCGGCUCGGGGGACGCGGCCGCCUACUCGGCCCAGGACAGAGCGUCCGCGGCGGGGACGCAGGCGGCGGCGGGGGAGAGCUCCGUCUGGGCCCUGGAGCUGAGAGGGAACCUGAUAGCUGCAGGGAGGAGCAGCGGGAAACUGGAGCUGUGGGACGCAAUAGAGGGGUCGCUCCGCUGCGUCAACGAAGACGGAGGGUCCGGCAUCACGGCGCUCGCCUUCCUCAACAACAGAAUCGUCGCGGCGCGGCUGAACGGGUCUCUGGAUUUCUUCACCGUCGAGAUAAACAAACCUCUGGGUCUGCUGCAGUACCGAGGUGCCCCUGGGCGGGGCAGCGUGCCUCCCUCCCCCUGUUACAGCAGCGAUGACGUCAUCAGCUGCCAGCUCACGCGCUCGGUCCAGUGCGCCCACCAGAAGCCGAUCACGGUGCUGCGGGCGGCGGCCGGCCGGGUCGUCACCGGCAGCCAGGACCACACCGUCCGGGUGUACCGCCUGGAGGACUCGUGCUGCCUCUUCACGCUGCAGGGCCACUCUGGAGGGAUCACGGCCCUCUACAUCGACCAGACGAUGGUUCUGGCGAGCGGCGGCCAAGACGGCGCCAUCUGCCUGUGGGACGUCCUGACGGGGAGUCGCGUCAGCCAUGUUUACGGUCACCGCGGCGACGUCACGUCGCUCGUCUGCACCACCUCUUGCGUCAUCAGCUCGGGACUGGAUGACCUCAUCUGUGUCUGGGACCGCAGCACCGGGAUCAAGCUCUACUCCAUCCAGCAGGAGUUGGGUUGCGGGGCCAGCCUGGGGGUGAUCUCCGAGUCCCUCCUGGUGACGGGGGGCCAGGGCUGCGUCUCCUUCUGGGACCUGAACUUCGGCGACCUGCUGCAGACGGUCUACCUCGGCCAGAGCAGCGACGGCCAGGGCGUCCGGCAGCUGCUCGUGCUCGACAACGCCGCCAUCAUCUGUGACUUUGGCAGCGAGCUCAGCCUGGUGUACGUUCCCUCUGUGCUUGAGAAACUCGACUGAGGUGGGCGCCGGGAAAGAAAGGACAAAACACGCACUCGGAGCGUCCUUCUUCCCGCUCAUCGACCUCGACUCGCCUCUUCUUUUCUCUCUCGUGUUGUUUCCGACACCCAGAGGACACAAAAGCUCUUUUUGUGUUGUUUUUGAGUACGAGCCUGGAUGUGAUGAGCGGAGGACUGAUUGUGCAACCCGCUGCAUCGUCUAAGAGGAGGAGGAGGAGGAGGCCGACGGACCCUUUGAUCCCCCAGUCGGUGACAUUUAGGAGGGCCAAGAAAAGCUGGAUGUGUGUCACUCUUAGAGGAGCCACCCGUCGCCAGAGCUUUUCCCUUUUUUUUAUUUUUUCUAUGAGUUUUUGUUGUUGUUGUGGCUCUGCCCUCUAUGCUGCUUAUUCGGGUGGGGCCUCACUGUGACCCCCACCCGCCCAGAGAGGAAGAUAAGUGUCUCCUUUAAAAAAAAAUGUAUUUUAUAUUCCUGCUGCCUCUUUCGCUCAGACAGCAAAGUGCAGCCACGGCGAGCUCUUCAGGCCGAGGCCCGAUGGGAUGAGCUGUAGUGUGUGUUGGAGACUGAAUGAAUGAAUCUAGGCCCUUUUAUGGCAUAACACUGCUGAGAACAAAAACUGGUUGAGUGUGAGCGUGUGUGUGUGUGAGAACUGAUGAUUACUGUACAAAGUAAACCUGUUUUUAUAUGUAUAAUUCUAUUAUUUAUUAGCGAUACCUUUUUCUUUGAAUAACGGUUUGUUUAAGAAUGGCUGAUCCCAGCUUUUAAACGAGACUAAAACAAAUUGAAUUAAUUAAAUACAUGUAAGAUGAUGAUGAUUAUCAAUUCGGGGCGGGGGAGGGGAGGCGUAUAAAGCGAUUUACUUGUGAAGUUGAACUGGAAACACUGAAGUGAAAGGCCCCCCCUCGACCUCUGAGGGUUACUGAUGUAAGAGCCCCCCCCCCCACAUGCUACACCUUCAUCAGGCUACCUCCAUUCUUUUCUAACAUGCUUAAAUUUUGGAUGAGAAUACUGACUUAGUUCUGCACAGGCUGUCGUUAGCCGACGUCAUGUUUACAUUGGCUGUCGUAUUUUUUGAAUAAAUUGUGCCCUUUUUAGAGAUUAAAAAAAAAGAAACUGCUGUAGCUGCUUCACCUCUAGACUGUUUUGGCCCCGGAGCCACGACUAAAGUUACGUUAAUGUUCUUUAUCCAGCGAGCCAGGGAGAAAUGUGAAGAAGAUGGUGGUUAGUUUGUCCUCUCGUCUGGUGUCUCUUUUAAAAACAGCUGAUUGAUGCACCUGUCAGCUACUAAUAUAUAAAUAUUUAUAUAUAUUAUCUAUAAAUAAAUAUUUAUAUAUAUACACACAUGGAUGCUUUUAUUGUGCUCAAUUGUUUUAAGAUGAUGGUGCAUUUUUUUUUCCGGAGUCAAUUUUAGCGAACUGAUUACAACAUAUCCUAAAAUCUGAAGCGACAGAUUUUUUUUAACAUAAAAAAAAAAAUUACACUGACGGUACAAACAAGAAAUAAUUUCUCAUUCACUGUCGAUGUGCAAAGUCAGAUCUUCAAGAGGAAUAACACAUUUCCACAAGCUUCACAUUAUAUAUACAUAAUAAAUAUAUGUAUAUACACACAGAACUCCUACUGAAGCCAUUGAAGCCUCCGAUGCAGCUUUAAAUGCACUGAUCUGAGAACAGUUCUUAAGAACAGCCCCGAUCGGCACUGCACAUGUGCACAGAGGAGCGUUACGAUGCCUUCAGGCUCUCAUCAGUAAAAAAAUUAAUAAUAAAGUAUCGGGAAAACAACUCUAAAUGUUUUCAUAUAUUAAAAAUAUUGCACAGCAGCAUCGUGCCGACUCCGCUCAGUGCAUCAAUCGGUUGAUUUAAUUGGGCGGAUGCAUAAUUUAAGUCUGAUUGAGAAUCUUUUUAUUGAAACUCUUGAUAAAAUUAGUCUCAUUUACUCAUUAAUCGUUUCUGCCUUCAUGGCUAGUGAAGAGAUGAAAUGUUUAACUCUUUAAAUACAGUAAUACAACUAACAGUCAAUUGGUGUUUAACCUUUGACCCUGAACACCUGCUUAGAGAACGCCUCAGGUUCAACACGCGUCCCUGAACCCUCCACAGAAUGUAUUUCCUCCCAGCCGUCAUUACUGCGUCUGCUGAAUGUCGUGACGAACAAAUCAAAAAAUACAGAAAACAAACGGCGACUAAAUAUCCGUCACAGUAUCGAGACACUAAUUAAAUGCACUACUGACCCCCCCCCCCGACGACCAGGUUAACCCCCGUGAGCCGUAGUUUUGAAGCUUUAGUCCCGUCUGUAGGUUUUUGUUAUUUGUUUUUCUUGCAAUGUGAAUUUGAUUUUACAAGCUGAAGAAAGGUAGGUCUUUAAAUCCAGAGGUCCUACAGGUAAUUUAGUUACCGUUUUGUAACACACACAAACAUAAAAGCGCAAGACUUUGUACUAAUUUUCAAAAUAAAAGAGGCUUUGAUACUCCAAACAUC
Messenger RNA from Pseudoliparis swirei, 6504 nucleotides. RefSeq names its product SREBF chaperone (gene scap). NCBI's taxonomy places the organism in Eukaryota, Metazoa, Chordata, Actinopteri, Perciformes, Liparidae. The record is from RefSeq and is a predicted model, not a curated record. Gene Ontology annotation, molecular function: sterol binding; protein binding. Gene Ontology annotation, biological process: SREBP signaling pathway. Gene Ontology annotation, cellular component: Golgi membrane; endoplasmic reticulum membrane.